Molecule: messenger RNA, 336 nt
Organism: Iphiclides podalirius (scarce swallowtail)
Lineage: Eukaryota; Metazoa; Arthropoda; Insecta; Lepidoptera; Papilionidae
Source: the annotation of a GenBank genome assembly
AUGAAUCCGCGGUACACAGCUAAUCUGUUAUCAAUCAUAACAUUUGGGGUCGACUCUACGUACUUCUACCGUUUGUUUUCGUACUACGACAAAGAGAGUGGGGUGCUAUUCGGAGAGGCGGUAUUUUUCGCUUUCGGUGUUGUAUUCUGUAGCACUGCGAACGUUAUGGUGGCCCAUCCCUUCAUGAUGGGCGUCACGCAUCUCGGCAUGAAGAUGAGAGUUGGCGUGUGCAGCCUCAUUUAUAGAAAGAUAAUGACCGUAUACUUAUACAGAGAAAUGGGCAUGCCAGCUGUCUACGGAGCACUAAUAGUUAUUGGUGUUGUGCCCUUUCAAAGU